AUGAAUUUGAACCAUCCCUCCGAGAAGGAGGAAGAAAAAGAUACGUUGAUGGAAGUUGACAAGCCUGCUAGUACUAGCAUUGGAGAAGAAAGUAAAGAAACGAAUAUGGGAAAACAUGCGCAAUCUUCCUUGGCCACAAAGGGGAAUGAUACAGAUUCUCGGAAAGGCCAACAAUUGCUUUCAUCUGACAUGAACGUAGAUUUUGACGUGGGACAACUAAAGAUUCUCGAAAAGCCUGCGGCUUUAGAAGAAAAGCGAGGAAUCAUAAAGUUUCGUGUGGUAGCAAAUGACGAUCAUCCUGAAAGCUUUAUCAUGUUAACAGGUUUGAAAAAUAUUUUUAUGAAACAGCUACCAAAAAUGCCAAAAGAAUACAUCACCAGACUUAUUUACGACAGAAAUCACUUAUCCAUGACCAUCGUGAAAGAUAACUUGCACGUUGUGGGUGGCAUCACCUACCGUCCUUUUGAGCAACGUGAAUUUGCCGAAAUUGUUUUCUGUGCCAUUGCUUCUACUGAGCAGGUACGGGGCUAUGGUUCACAUUUAAUGAACCAUCUGAAAGACUAUGUUCGUGGAACCUCCAAAGUCCAGCACUUCCUCACAUAUGCCGAUAACUAUGCCAUUGGUUAUUUUAAAAAACAAGGGUUUACACAAGAAAUCAAUUUGUCCAAAGAAAUCUGGAUGGGCUACAUAAAAGAUUACGAAGGUGGUACCUUGAUGCAGUGUACCAUGCUCCCAAAAAUUAAAUACCUGGAAGCGAGUGUAAUUUUGGCUAUUCAAAAAGCUUCUGUUAUCUCGAAAAUUAAUAGACUCACUCGUUCCAACCUUGUAUAUCCUGGACUAGAUGUUUUCAAAUACGGGCCUGCACAUAUCGAACCAAACCAAGUUCCAGGCUUGAUGGAAGUAGGAUGGUGUAAGGAAAUGGAAGAUCUGGCUCAACAGCCAAAGCCAAAGCCAUUCUUUGCUGUGUUGGAAAUGCUGUUCACCGAAAUGCAAAAUCAUCCUUCCUCUUGGCCGUUUGCUCAACCGGUAAACAGAGAGGACGUUCCCGAUUAUUACGAAGUCAUCGAGCAUCCGGUCGAUUUAUCUACCAUGGAAUACCGGCUUCGUAACAAUCAAUAUGAAUCCGUGGAAGAAUUCAUACGUGAUGCAAAAUUAAUAUUUAAUAAUUGUCGACAAUAUAAUGAUCCAAGCACAACAUAUUACAAAAACGCUGACCGUCUUGAGAAGUUUUUCCAAAAACAACUUUCGGAAACGGAGUACUCUCAUUUGGCCGAUUAA
This is a messenger RNA of Schizosaccharomyces osmophilus, 1278 nucleotides long. It is a transcript of the gene gcn5, whose product is annotated as SAGA complex histone acetyltransferase catalytic subunit Gcn5. Lineage: Eukaryota; Fungi; Ascomycota; Schizosaccharomycetes; Schizosaccharomycetales; Schizosaccharomycetaceae. Gene Ontology annotation, cellular component: histone acetyltransferase complex. The record is from RefSeq and is a predicted model, not a curated record. The coding region runs from base 1 to 1278 and encodes 425 amino acids. Gene Ontology annotation, biological process: positive regulation of transcription by RNA polymerase II; chromatin remodeling. The transcript has a single exon. Gene Ontology annotation, molecular function: histone H3 acetyltransferase activity; protein binding.